AUGCAGGUGGUUGGGCAGAAGCAAAGAGUUAAGUCCUGGUUCCAUUUGCUCCUCCUCUUCAAUGUUCUGACAUCAUCAGUCCUGCCCCCUGAAAGAUCCCCUUCCUCAUCCUUAGAGCCCGUCACUUCCAAUCUGGAUUGUUUAUGGAAACUUCAUGAGCAGCAUCAGGAGCAGGUGUUUAUUCGUGGAAGAAAGUCAUGCUCUGAAGAAACUUUCAGUUCAGGGAUCACAGUGGAUGCCACAGGGGUAGCCGCCGGGCUCGACAGAGUUAUGGCGGUCCAAACUGCAAUCAUGAACCCCCAGUUCAUGAAUUUUUGCUUCCCUGAUUCUGUGAUGGAGUACGAUGUGGAAAAGAGUCUGGAUGGUAGUCUGGUUUGCGAUGCGGACAAUGAUGAAGACUUCAAAGAGACCACGAGGGACCUGCUGAGCUUCAUAGACUCGGCCUCCAGCAAUAUCAAGCUGGCUUUGGACAAGCCAGUGAAAUCCAAAAGGAAAGUCAACCACCGGAAGUAUCUGCAGAAGCAGAUCAAACGGUGCACUGGUAUUAUGACAUCAGGAAACUCAUCAGAAGCCCCGGCAAAAAGACAGGGUUCCCCAGUGAGUCAGCAGGGCCCUUUGCAGAGUAAAACUCUACAGAAGCGAGAGGGGGGGCAGGCCAACCUACAGAGUAAGAGCUUGGCUGCUCUCUUCAGCCCUGUAAAGGAAAUAAGGGGGGAGAAAGCAAAGAAACCCCCUCUGAGGCACCGUAAUCUGCCUCCGUCUUUCUUUACUGAGCCUGCCAACUGCUCCAGAGUCAGCUCCACAUCCGGGAUGACACUGAAGGACUUGGAACGGGGCAACCCAGAGGCCGCAGAGUUCUUUGAGCUCCUGGGGCCCGAUUACAGCAACAUGGUGAAUGAGCAGGACGUUUACCAUGGAGUGCCUCUGAGGGUGCAACCAGAUCUGGGAGCCCUGGAUCCGGCUUCCUAUGAUCAUUUAGCUAGUGGCCUCUUCUAUCCUGAGUCCUGGACUAACUGCUCAGGACCCUUUAAAAAACCAGGGGAGGGCCUGCGGACGGGUCCACCACAGCCUCCAGUCUAUGGUCAGGCUGAGGACUCUUCUGGGCCUAUAGACGACAGUGGACUGUGCACUUUGGCCUUCCCAAACUUCAUCCCAGACUGCUCCAUACCUCAGGUUACCUAUGAUCUAAACGGUGGAUAUAACAAAACAAAUUAUUCAUGUCUAUGAGAAAUUGAAAAAAUGCUCAGAAGAAAAGCUGCAGACAGUUCUAACAGUAGAAGAAGACACUUUGAUUUUUGUUAACAUAGCAACUGGGAUACAAUUUUCAUGUUGCUUUUCCCAUAGAAAAAUCUAUUUCAGAAAAUGUCAAAAGCUUCAUGUGGGGAUUUUUUUUCCAUCCCAGGAAAUUCAUAAUAGACGUUCUUAAGAGAUCUAUCCGUAAGGAUUUGCAUUGUUCAUCCUUUUGGAAACAUCAGCUUGUUCCAGCUGUUGAUAUUUACAGUGAAGCAGUUGGACUAAGCAACACAUGCACUUUUUCAACGUUAUUAGUAAAGCUACGUGCAGCAGCACAAAAACGGAAAACUAAUUCUUGCUGAAACAACGAUGACUGUUUUUGUCCUACAGAAAUGUAUUCAGAGUUUAUUUUCAGCUGGUCGACUGAACACUUUUUGUUCUUUUUUGAAGGCAUUUAUUGUAUCUAGCUAAUGUUAUAGGACAAAUAAAGCUGGUCUUUAUUGGUG
Messenger RNA from Girardinichthys multiradiatus, 1739 nucleotides. RefSeq names its product protein FAM181B. The record is from RefSeq and is a predicted model, not a curated record. NCBI's taxonomy places the organism in Eukaryota, Metazoa, Chordata, Actinopteri, Cyprinodontiformes, Goodeidae.